Messenger RNA from Papilio polytes (common Mormon), 1396 nucleotides. RefSeq names its product lipase member H-A-like. NCBI's taxonomy places the organism in Eukaryota, Metazoa, Arthropoda, Insecta, Lepidoptera, Papilionidae. Gene Ontology annotation, molecular function: lipase activity. The record is from RefSeq and is a predicted model, not a curated record. The coding region runs from base 219 to 1307 and encodes 362 amino acids. The transcript is spliced from 3 exons.
ACGUAAACUGGAAUCCGUACACCGUUGACCACAUUCAUACUUAUUUAUUGUAAUAUGGACAAGUUCAUUUUUAAUUGCUAUAUAAUGUAAGAUACGGGAAGGUUUCAUGAGUCGUGCGAAACCUCGUGUUGUUUUGACGUUGACGCAUUGGGGCAUUGACAUUGCUUGAGUUCGGACGUGCAGCGCCCGGUGCAUUGCCAAGUGUAUACGUACCGACCAUGUUACGGACCGUUCUAUAUAUAUUGUUAUUUUUAGUUACAAGUGAUGUUACUUCUAUGGAAAGUUCGAAAGCCCUGGAGGGGUAUCCAUCUGGUAUACUCGGAGAUUGUCCAGGUUCAAGUAAGGAGGCAAUUAUAACGAAGAAGGCGUUAAAGUAUUUAUCAUUCUACGUACAAGGUCCGGGGAACAUUUUCAGCGCACGCCACGUCAAGUACACAUACUUCCAAAUGCGCCAAUUAGCUCGUGACAAAGAUAUCGACUUUAAGAAGAAGACUUUACUCUACAUUGGUGGAUUCCUUGACAGCCCUAACUUUCCCGUCGCAUCAUCUAUUGCUGCGGCAUAUCAAGAGUUAAAUUAUAAUGUGAUCUUACUGGACACCAAUAUGUUUACCACUAUGGAGUAUCCGAUGGCCGCUCGCUUCAUGCGUCCAGUCGGCAGACACGCAGCUAAAAUGUUGAUAGUACUAAUGGAGGAGGGACUAGAUCCUAAGAAGCUAGAAAUCGUCGGUCUAAGUCUUGGAGCGCAUACGAUGAGUUACUUAGCAAAAAAAUUCCAAGAGAUAACCGGCAAGAAUAUAUCAAGACUAACCGGUCUUGAUCCAUCUGGACCUUGUUUUAGAAACCUCGGUCCUGAAGAUCGUUUGGAUAUGUCGGAUGCUGAUUUCGUUGAUGUUAUUAAGACUAACAUAGAUGGAUACGGACUUGCAGCACCUACGGGUCAUGUUAAUUUUUAUGUGAAUGGUGGUGAAUACCAGCCUGGUGAUGUUUUAUGGAUGCCUUGUAAUGUAUUGUGUAGUCAUAUAAGAUCUUAUACGCUUUGGAUAGCAGCAUUAAAGCAUCCUGGUAAAUUUAUAGCUUUACAAUGUGAUUCAGUACAGCAAGCGAGAAAUAGAGAGUGCUAUGAGAGGAAACCUUUAGUAACAAAUUUAUUAGGAUUGAAUGUGGAUAAAAGUAAAGAAGGUAUAUUCUAUCUUGCGACAGAUAAUAAUUACCCUUAUUAUUUAGGUGAGAAGGGUCUUAAAAGGGAAAACGAUUUCAUUUUAAGAAGUUUGAAAAUGAUUAAUGAAGAAGCUGUGAUAAAAAUGUGAUAUUUAAAAUUAAAUUUAGGCGUUGAAAGACUUUUUGGUAGAUUUGGGUUGUAUAUAUAAUAAAUAAAAACGUGUUGAAAUUUUGACUA